Lentinula edodes (shiitake mushroom) is the source of this 419-nucleotide messenger RNA. RefSeq lists its product as uncharacterized. The transcript is spliced from 2 exons. Lineage: Eukaryota; Fungi; Basidiomycota; Agaricomycetes; Agaricales; Omphalotaceae. Bases 31 to 246 code for a protein of 71 amino acids. The record is from RefSeq and is a predicted model, not a curated record.
GUCGGGCAAUGUCCGAGCAAAAUUAAGGAUAUGCAACCGGUCGGCCUUGGCCCGGGUAUGAUUGCACUUUUUUCUUCUUAUUUUCCUUGUCAUGCUUCAUCCACUAGGUAUAUGCCCUUCAAAGUUCCGUUUCAGGGCCUUCAGAAUAUUGUCUUGGACCUCCAUGCAUUUUUUCAGCCUUAUAUCUUGCUCACCCUCUGUUCCUGGAUGAUUGAUGGGAGCCAUCAAUGCAGUCUCGAAGUAUAAUAUCUGAUGAUUAUCUCAAAAAAUCCUCAAAGUGCUAGAGCCAAGGGAUGCUUAUGAAAAAAGGCAAUUUUGACGAGUUGCAUAUCUUUGCACAGUGCAUAUCCAUAAAUACCAUAGUACUGAGACACAGCAUACCAUUCAGACAGAUCUCUAACUACAACAUACAUAGCCAU